AGGACCUCGGCUCCCCAGCAGCAGCUACUCCUCGGGGUGUUGCAAAAGUUCUGAGUUCACCUGCCAGCCCCCCUAGCAUCACACCCGACUGCUCCCAAGGGAAGGAGGACGGGGUCGUAUGUUGCAUACUUUAUACGGUGGGAACCGAUCCAUCUAGCAUCCCUCUUGGCUCCUGGCCAUGGCUGGGUACCUGCGGGAAUCAGACUUUGUGAUGGUGGAGGAGGGCGACUUUGCCACCAGAGAGCUGCUGGAGAGCUUGACCUUGGAGGGCUCGCGGCGGGGGGACGUCGCCGCCUUCUUCGUGGCAGACCUGGGUGAUGUGGUGAGGAAGCACCUGCGCUUCCUGAAGGCCCUGCCCCGCGUCCAGCCCUUCUAUGCCGUGAAGUGUAACGGCAGCCGAGGGGUGGUGAAGACCCUGGCGGAGCUGGGGACCGGAUUCGACUGUGCCAGUAAAAAAGAGAUUGAGUUGGUGCAGAGCAUCGGAGUCCCUGGUCACAAGAUCAUUUAUGCCAACCCCUGCAAACAGAUCUCGCACAUCCAAUACGCUGCCAGACACGGGGUCCGGGCGAUGACCUUUGACAAUGAAGUCGAACUAGUAAAAGUGGCCAAACGCUACCCCGGGGCCAGGAUGGUUUUGUGCAUUGCCACAGAUGAAUUUAAGUCUCCUGCCCACUUGAACAUCAAGUUUGGAGCCACGCUGAAGUCCUGCAGACAUCUGCUGGAAACCGCCAAGAAGAUGAAUGCGGACGUGAUUGGCAUAAGCUUCCACGUUGGCAGUGCCUGUUGUGACCCUCAGGCUUUCACUCAGGCCAUAGCAGAUGCCCGGCUAGUGUUCGAAAUGGGAGCCGAGCUGGGUUACGGGAUGCACCUACUGGACCUUGGCGGUGGCUUCCCCGGUCCGGAAAACUCCACGGUCAGGUUUGAAGAGCUAGCCUCUGUGAUCAACUCUGCCUUGGACUUGUAUUUCCCAGAGGGCUGCGGGGUGGAAAUCAUUGCAGAGCCUGGGCGCUACUAUGUGGCCUCUUCGUUCACCCUGGCCGUCAACAUCGUCGCCAAAGAAGACAUCCCAUCAGAGCGCCUCGGCUCAGACGGUGCUGGCGGUGUCACUCCCAAGAGCAUCAUGUACCGUGUGAACGACGGUGUUUUUGGAGCCUUCAACUCCGUCCUCUUUGACAACACCUGCCCUGCCCCCGUCCUGCAGAAGGAACCCCCUCCCAAUCAGCCCCUUUACAGCAGCAGCCUCUGGGGCCCGGCCUGCGACGGACCUGACCCCAUCGCCGAGGGCCUGCAGCUGCCCGACCUACAAGUGGGAGACUGGCUGACGUUUGAGAACAUGGGCGCUUAUACCGUGGGCCCGACCUCCCCGUUCAGCGGGGCCCGGCCCGGCCGAAUCAUCUACACCAUGUCCAGGAUGCCCUGGGAAGAUCUGCAAAGGAAACUCCUGCAGGCGGAGGAAGACCGCGAGAGCAGGUGCAAGCCGCUUUCUUGCGGAUGGGAGAUCGCCGACGUGCUGUGUGUGACCCCCGUCUUCACCCCGACCAGCAUCAUCUGAGCGGCCCUUGGACUGGGCUAGUAACGCCGUGUUGGGGAGGGGGUUGGGAGGGGACGGGAUGCUCCUUAGUUGGGGGAAGGAAGGUGGAGGGUGGAAAGAACGCCUGUCCUUCCCACCCCCCACCCCGCCUCCGGCGUUCUGGCCCUUAAGACCAGUCGAAAAAUCCUUGUAGUUGAAGUAUGCAACAUAAAUCCUGUUCCUUCUAACGAA
Messenger RNA from Tachyglossus aculeatus (Australian echidna), 1762 nucleotides. RefSeq names its product antizyme inhibitor 2 (gene AZIN2). Gene Ontology annotation, cellular component: cytoplasm. Lineage: Eukaryota; Metazoa; Chordata; Mammalia; Monotremata; Tachyglossidae. The coding region runs from base 179 to 1552 and encodes 457 amino acids. The record is from RefSeq and is a predicted model, not a curated record. Gene Ontology annotation, molecular function: catalytic activity; ornithine decarboxylase activator activity. Gene Ontology annotation, biological process: positive regulation of catalytic activity; positive regulation of polyamine transmembrane transport; negative regulation of protein catabolic process. The transcript has 10 exons.